UCCCCGCGGAGCUCACAUCCGUCUCCGCGCAAGAGGAGCGCACAGACACGCACUUGACGGGCAUCUUUCCACUCUUAAUCAUGUUGUUGUGGGUUUUAGUGGCACAGAUUUGGGGCUUAAACUUCACUGAGAUGGAGUGAGCGGCGUGCGUCAUUUUCAUCGGAAACGGCGCAGGAAUCAGAGAGCAGCGUGACGCCGUGGAGUCCCACCGGGAUCUGAGGGCGAGGAAUUCGGCAUCCCGACAGUGUGGAAGAACCCUGACACUGAUUCCCCGCAGUCAUGAAGGGACCAGCUGUUUGAUCGCACGUGGCCUGGGCCAUCACAGCCGCUGCUUUUUUGCUGCUUCUGAUUGGAUGUCGCUUCACUUCUUCGGAUCCCAUCCAGCGUCCUCUGGUUUAAAUUUCCUUCUCGCUUCUCGAAGAUGAGAUUCUGCCUCAAUCAUGACAUCAUUUUGCAGAAAAUGUUUUCUGAGGAGUUGACCGUGAAAGCCGUUGGAGCCUUUUGGAAACGUUAAAGGGGAUAUUUGCUGCAAAUUUAGUCUCUCCUUCAAUGAGUGACACCUGCAUAUCUUGAAAACAGAAACCAGGAUUGAGGAACCCAUAACAUUUAGUGUUCAUACUAGUAACAAUACAUGUAACUGAAACGUUUACAUGCAAUUUAGUUUAAAACUUAUUUUUUUGUGGAUUUGGUGCCUCUGGUUCAUGUAAAUCACAGACCUAUACACGCUUGUCUUUAAAUGACUCAUUUUUAUUUUAAAAACACACUGAGGAUGCUGCUUUUUAAAGAUGUAAAGACUCUCGACAUAACGAGACCAGCGUUCAGACAUGAGACCGUCACUGAAAUUCCUUUUUUUUCACUUUGAUUUUGUUAAAGUGUCCUUUUUAAAUUCGGAUUUUUGUAAAAACCAGACUUAUUACCCAAAAUAUCCUGUGAUUUCAGCCAGCAGGUUCACUAAGUAUUUGACACAAGCAGCCUUUUAACCCUGCGUGUACUCAGCCAGUUGGCAGUUUUAUUAAUCCACAAGUUAAAAAGAAAUCUUCUGAGACAGAUCAUACGUGGACGUCCAAAAGAAAGCAGAAGCUCCUCCCGUCCUUCUUUCCUGCCUUAGGGGCCAAACACGCUGCUCAUCCCAUCACCGCCAUGGUGAUGUCACAGGGCACCUACACCUUCCUGGCCUGUUUCGCUGGGUUCUGGUUGGUCUGGGCCUUCAUCGUCAUGCUCUGCUGCUUCUGCAGCUUCCUCCAGCGCAGAUUAAAGCGCCACCGCGAAGAGCGGCGAAGAGAGCAGUGUCUGCGGACUGUGGAGACGGAGCCGCUGAGCUGCCACCACGCCGGAUACCCACCCGUGCUUCCGGCUCCACCUCCGCUGCCUCCGCUGCUCCAACGGGAGCCCCCCCAGUUGUGCUCUCCUCAAACGCUGUCAUCGCCGCCUCUUCCUCUGCCCGUUCCUCAUCCCCUGCCUCAAGCAACCUGGGUCAGCAUGCCAGACACUGAUGUAUUUGGAAAGCCACCCUGCUACGAGGAGGCAGUCCUGAUGGAGGAUCCUCCUCCGCCCUACAGCGAGGUGUUGGCCGACCCGCGAGGAGGAACCUACCUUAAGCCGGCCCUGCCCAGAGCCGCACCGCCGCCGCCUUUGAGGGAGAACCGUGAGCCGGUCCAGGUGUUCACCUCUCAGACCAUCAAGCCUUCUGCAGCGGCUGUAUUCCCCGAUCGGGGUUAUUCCUCACUCAUUCGCCUGCCUUCUUCUCAGCGCUGGGACUCCUUGGGUCAUCUCUUGUCAAACAUGGAUUUAAACCACAACAACCUCACGCCACCGGGAGCCCGCUCCCUUCAGGCUGCUGCCGCCAUGGCCACCAUGCCCCGCAGAGAGCUCAGGACUCAUCACGACGGACUUGGGCUCAGGGCUGGAAUGCAAGGACUUCCAGGAGGAAUGCAUGGGUUUCAGGGAGGGUUUCAAGAGCCAUUUCAGGGAGUCCACAGACUUAGGGGUUUGGAGCCCAGCUGCGGCAUGCCGACAGCCUUCCCUCUGCUGGGUCGGAGCACCGCCGUUUAGACCUGGAUCCUGACAGAGAGAACCUAUCCAAACCAGAAAUUUGUGAAAGCCGAUGAGCCUUUGAGCUCAAAAUCUUCAAAGACAGACUUUCUGUCGUAUUGCUCAGAGUUUACUGCAGCAGUGAUGCUACAAAAGAGACGUUUUAAGAACCAAAGGAGUUACAAGCGUCUGCAAAAGCAUCAGGAGUUCAGUUCCAUAUGCAGCUUUGUUGAUCGAAGUUGCAACUUAGUCUGCUGGGAUCAUUUCUGAGACAUUUGAAAAUUAGACUAAAAUCUGUGUAAAACGGACAAAACUCUUGUCAUAUAGAGCUGUAAUGAGUCCGAGACUGUUUGAACAGCAGAGGAGAGAAGCCUAAAUGAGGGGAGGAUGGGAAACAAAUGAGCCGAAAGCACAUCUUACUCUCCCCUACGACUUUAUUUUCAUCUCUACCUCCCUUUGCAUUCAUCCCUGAUCUCCUCCCCUCUCUCUCUGUGCCUGAGAAACCUAUUGUACCAGCCUGCUGUUGCCAUAGCACCGGCGAACUGUCUGUUGCUGACGACCUCUCCUCCUUUAUCUGCUCUUAUUUUUUAAGCGCUCUGCUCGCAGCUUGCAUGCUCUCAAGGAUUGUGAGCACUGGUAGUUACAAAAGAGUACAUGGCAACCUUCGGCGGGACUCUGCCGUCAUGGUUAUGACACCGAGCAGAAGGACAGCUCUCUCAAUUGCUGCCAAGACAGGUCUAAAGGUAGAAACCAUGUCCAUGGGUUAUGUGUCAUAACUCGCUGCUUUUGUCACUUUAGGUGUCAUCUUCAAUGUUGGUAGGGCUGAUUUUGUCGUCAGAGGAUGACAACGGUUGUGUCUGAUUAGAAAAAGAUUUUUUUACCUACAAACUUAACA
Messenger RNA from Cololabis saira (Pacific saury), 2926 nucleotides. RefSeq names its product proline-rich protein 7. The coding region runs from base 1141 to 2052 and encodes 303 amino acids. The transcript has 3 exons. The record is from RefSeq and is a predicted model, not a curated record. Lineage: Eukaryota; Metazoa; Chordata; Actinopteri; Beloniformes; Belonidae.